GAGUGCUCAGAGGAGAGGGGGCAAGAGCGGGAGGAGAUAAUAUUGUACUUCAGACAUAGAGCUUGAAACAUACGCCGCGUAUCCGAAGUCAUACUAUUAUGGUGUAAGAGUCUGGGAAAUACUAUUGGAAUCACCUUCGAGGACCAAUCCCCUUUUUCACGCAACAGACUCCUGUUUGAGAUGUUAAAACCCGGUGACCCUAGCGGAUCUGCUUUCUUGAAAGUGGACCCGACGUACAUGCAACACUGGCAGCAGCUCUUCCCUCAAAGCCAGUUGAAGAAUGGAGGCAUUACGCAGCUGCAGCCGCCGGACAGGGUAGCUGUUCCGGUGGAAAGUCUCCGUCAGCGGCCGAACCUGAUCUCCUCCACAUCAUCAUCGUCGGCUUUAACACCUUCCUCCACAUCUUCAUCGACUCCAUCCGUUUCAUCAUUGGCAGGUUUAUCUCAACUAUCUGUGCCACAAAUUGCACUUUUUGGACAAACUCUCUCUUCUGACAUUGUCUCGUCAGACAACACCAACCUCCAAGCGAAAGAACUUUGUAUAUCCUCCAGCUUUAAGAAUGACAAAGGGUCCAGAUUUAAACUGACCUCCGAUGAGUUAGACUACUACCUCUACGGACAGCAGAGAAUGGAGAUUAUCCCAUUGAACAAUCACACCGGCGACCACAACAAUCGGUGUGACAUGUGUGCAGAUAACCGUAACGGAGAGUGCCCCAUGCACGGGCCCCUGCACUCGCUGCGGCGCUUGGUGGGGACAAGCAGUGCAGCGCCGGCCGUGCCGCCCCCAGAUGUCCCUGACUGGCUGCGGGACCUACCCCGUGAGGUGUGCCUCUGCACCAGCACUGUGCCCGGCCUCGGCUACGGCAUCUGUGCCGCCCAGCGUAUCCCACAGGGCACCUGGAUCGGCCCCUUUGCGGGAGUCCCCCUCCUCCUGGAUAAGUUGCAGUCAGGAGGGGUGCGGAACACAAGGCACUUAUGGGAGAUCUAUGACCAGGAAGGGACGUUACAGCACUUUAUUGACGGCAAUGAGCCGAGCAAGUCGAGCUGGAUGAGAUACAUUCGCUGUGCACGGCACUGUGGCGAGCAAAACAUGAUGGUGGUCCAGUACAGAUCAUGUAUAUUCUACCGGGCAUGUAUGGAUAUUCCAAGAGGAACAGAACUCCUUGUCUGGUACAAUGACAGCUACACCUCCUUCUUUGGCAUCCCUCUACAGUGCAUUGCACAGGAUGAAAACUUGAAUGUACCAACCACAGUUAUGGAGGCCAUGAGCAGACAAGAGACGCUGCAGCCGCUCAGUAAAACGGGCAAAGGUUUCUCGGUGGCCCUGCUGCGCUCCAUGGUCUUCCCCCACUCGCCCUGCUCCAGAAGCUUCUCCCUGAUGGACAAAGGUGGCCACACGGACUCCGGCUUCAACCAGAUGAGCUCUAAGAACCAGCGAGUCCUAGCCAGCCCCACCUCCACCAGCCAGCUGAGCACCGAGUUCAGUGACUGGCACCUCUGGAAGUGCGGCCAGUGCUUUAAGACGUUCACGCAACGCAUCCUGCUCCAGAUGCAUGUGUGCACACAGAACCCAGACAGACCUUACCAGUGUGGACACUGCUCCCAGUCCUUCUCCCAGCCGUCGGAGCUGCGCAACCAUGUCGUCACUCACUCCAGCGACCGGCCCUUCAAGUGUGGCUACUGUGGCCGGGCAUUUGCAGGAGCCACCACUCUCAACAACCACAUCCGGACACACACUGGGGAGAAGCCAUUCAAGUAAGUAACAGUGCGAGAGGUGCGACAGGAGCUUCACGCAGGCCACCCAGCUCAGCAGACACCAGCGGAUGCCCAACGAGUGCAAGCCCAUCAGCGGCGAGAGCAGCGAAUCAAUCGAGGUGGAUUAGCUGAUUGACUGGCCGGAAUUAAACUGCAAGGAAAAUCAUGAUUAAAUGUCACGGACACUUAAACAAAACCAAAGAUUUCCUCUGAGAAACUCUCAAUCAGCCCCAGAAAACCAAAAGCAGUAAUAAAAUAAGUAAGAUGUUAAGAGUUAUUGAUCUUGGCACAGAAAAGGGACCAGGAGGGGGAGGGGAAUGUUGGGGGAGUGGGGAUGUUGAAGGGAGGAGAAACAAUUAUUUAUUUAUGACUGGGGAGUUAUGGUUCCCAAAGAAGACCUGAAACUGGGACAGCAAAAAAAUACCAAAAAUGUCCACUGUAUGUAGCUUUAUAUCUCAGUUGUCUUAUUCUUUGUAUCCUAAUACCAAAGGGAAAGGAAUGUUGGGGGGAACUGUGAGGGUAGAACAUGCCUCUACUGAGAAUGCACAAUUUCUCUUAAAUUGCACCACGAAGCAUGAUUUAGGAGGGGACUGUGUUUCCACCACAAAAAUAAGAAACUAUUAUCCACAGUAUGAAUUGUGAAAACUAAAUUAUAUUUAUCUUC
Molecule: messenger RNA, 2418 nt
Organism: Oncorhynchus kisutch (coho salmon)
Lineage: Eukaryota; Metazoa; Chordata; Actinopteri; Salmoniformes; Salmonidae
Gene: prdm6
Product: PR domain containing 6
Exons: 8
Coding region: 181-1758 (525 amino acids)
Biological process (GO): regulation of gene expression
Cellular component (GO): nucleus
Molecular function (GO): histone methyltransferase activity; protein binding
Source: RefSeq, a predicted model, not a curated record